This is a messenger RNA of Xyrauchen texanus (razorback sucker), 7623 nucleotides long. Its product is annotated as arylsulfatase A-like. Lineage: Eukaryota; Metazoa; Chordata; Actinopteri; Cypriniformes; Catostomidae. Gene Ontology annotation, molecular function: arylsulfatase activity. The record is from RefSeq and is a predicted model, not a curated record. The transcript has 8 exons. Bases 158 to 1693 code for a protein of 511 amino acids.
UGUCAGAUUAGUGUUCGUGUGUGCAGCAGUGGAGUUGACCGACUCAAAACAAGCGGUUAUUUAUGAGCGUAACGGAGCAGGAUUCGUUAUGCUACGAUUUGUAACAUUUUAGAUAUCGUUUUAUAAACGUCGAAUUGUACAGAAAGGCUUUUGAAUCAUGUGUUCACUGAGGAUCAUCGCUGUUUUUGCAUUGAUUACCGUUGAAUGUGUUCGUGAAUCGCCGCCGAAUUUUGUGAUGCUGUUCGCUGAUGAUUUGGGUUACGGUGACCUGGGGUGUUUCGGGCACCCGAGCUCUUUGACCCCCAAUCUGGACCGGCUCGCGGCAAAUGGGCUGCGCUUUACCGACUUCUACGUCACGAGUCCCGUGUGCAGCCCUUCCAGGGCUGCCCUGCUGACGGGCCGCUAUCAGAUUCGCUCUGGGAUUUAUCCGGGCGUGUUCUAUCCGGGCUCAAAAGGGGGUCUUCCGCUCAACGAGACCACUAUUGCAGAGGUGCUGAAGUCUCAGGGUUAUGUCACAGCAAUGGUCGGAAAAUGGCAUUUGGGUGUUGGUCAGAAUGGCACUUACCUGCCCACCCGACAGGGCUUUGACUAUUAUCUUGGCAUCCCAUACUCGCAUGACCAGGGUCCAUGUCAGAAUCUCACCUGCUUUCCUCCAGAUGUGAAGUGUUUUGGGAGCUGUGAUCAAGGUGUGGUAACUGUACCUGUGUUCUUUGGCGAGACGAUAGAGCAGCAGCCUGCAGAUUUCCUGCAGCUGGAGAAGACCUACAGCGACUUUGCCUCUCAGUUCAUCCAUGUUGCUGUCCAAAAUAAGCAACCGUUCUUUCUGUAUUAUCCAUCACAUCACACACACUACCCUCAGUAUGCAGGAGCAGAGUAUGCAGGGAUGUCACCUCGAGGGCCUUUCGGUGAUGCUCUCAUGGAGUUUGACGGCUCUGUGGGGAAGAUUCUGCAAACUCUAGAGGAGACGGGUGUGAUCAACAAUACGCUCAUCUUCUUCACUGGCGACAACGGGCCAGAGCUAAUGCGAAAGUCUCAUGGGGGAAACGCAGGACUGCUGAAAUGUGGCAAAGGCACGACUUAUGAUGGAGGAAUGAGAGAGCCAGCCAUUGCAUAUUGGCCUGGAUUCAUCCAACCAGGUGUCACCCGUGCUCUGUCCAGCUCUUUGGACAUUCUACCCACCUUUGCUAAAUUGGCAGGGGCUUCAUUACCUGAGGUGGAACUGGACGGGGUGGACAUGACAAAUGUCCUAUUUAAUCUCGGACCGAGCAAACGAAUUACCAUGUUCUUCUACCCCACUUUUCCGAGUGAGAAGUACGGCGUGUUUGCAGUAAGAUGGAAAAAUUACAAAGCCCAUUUCUAUACACAAGGUGCAACUCACAGUGAAACCACCCCAGAUAAGAACUGCUCCGUAUUAUCCAUCCUGAAGCAUUACGAUCCUCCUUUACUCUUUGAUUUGGAGUCAGACCCCUCGGAAAACUACAACCUUAGUGGUCCAGAGUGGGACAGUGUGCGCAAGCAAAUCCAGGCCAUCAAGGAGCAGUUUGAGGCUUCUGUGGUGUUCGGAGAGAGUGAGAUUGCAAAAGGGAUCGACCACGCACUGGAGCCCUGCUGUAAUCCUAAUUGCUCCCCUAAACCCCAGUGCUGCCACUGCACCGCCAUGGAUGCAGACACUGCCAGUAUCACAAUAACCUGAUGAUUAAGGAAGUAUCCAAUCUUGAUUUUCUUCUCAAAUCAAAUGAGUAAAUAAGUACAGUGCGAGAAUGAAGGAAAGUCAUUUGUUUCCUGCCGCUCACAACUCUCCAAGCACCUCACUCACUGCACCGAAUGAGAGAAUAAACCCACAUUGUACUUUUCUAAAAACGGUGUUAGUGAGUGAGUGUCUCAGACAAACCGAUUGUUUUAAACCAAGACUAAUGUGAAUGUGCCUCUGCCUAGCAUAGGGGUGAAUCUCACGAAACAUGUCCUGCUCAUUAUUUAAAUGAUAAAGAAAAUGAAGCCUGCAUUAGGACCAUUAGGGGUUUUAAUAUCGUGCCACCUAAGCACAUUCUCAUUACCGUAACCAAUCUGGACGUUUUAUUUGUACUAUUCCCUUAAAUUGUAAUUUAAGUUUUUAUUGGGGAAAAGAUACAAUCGACAACAUCUGGUUACAGCGUUCGCCAGAGUCACAGCUUUUCCAACUUAUAUGAAGUAUCCAGUUAGUUUAAGCAAUGCACUUUACACUAUUUGCUAUCUCGACACAAACGUGAGGGAUGAUGUCACGCCAAUCAGAAAUACUCCUACUGUAUUCAGUCUACAACCACAAUGCAUUUGGUUCAAUAGGGGUUACAUACUCCAUUUGAUCUAAUAAUGAAUGAAUCCAUCGCUCUGAAGGUUCAAAUGUUAUUGGUUUCCCUAGUGAAGACAUUCUUUAAGACUUCGCUCCAGUCCUGUAUUUGUGGAGAAUUGGGUUGAUACCAACCUCUAGUUACAGCCUUCUCGAUUGACGCAAGAAGGAUUUAUUCCGACUUUUCCACGUGAACCGUACCUAGAUGAAGGACUUAAAAUUUGAAGCCAAGCGAUAUAUCCCGGAUCUAAUGACUUGUGUAUGUCUCGCCAGUACCGUGUGAUGUUUGGACAGUCCCAGGAUAUGUGAUAAUGAUUGGCAUUUUGGGACCAACGCCGUCUCCAACAUAAUGAAUGACCUAAGAAUGUACUUUUCUGUUUUGGCGUUAAAAAAAAGAAGCGAAUAACAUUUCUCCCUCCGAUGUUGACCAUUGCAACUUACAUGGAUUGCCCCAUUCCUCAGUUGUUAUUAUAGCACCGCUCUCUUUUACCCAUCUCUCCUUAAUGUAUGAGGUUGAGUCUGCAUCUAAACCUGCACGCCAAGGGAGUACUAUUAUGAUAUAUAAAUAUGCUACAAUUUAAAUAAUAUUACAUUUUAAAUUUUUGGUCACAUUUACACAUAAAUAUAAAUAUAUGACCAUUGUGGUAAUGACAAUUGGGAGGGUCAAAUAUGCACAUCACAGUUAAGAAUAAUAUGAAUAAAAAAAAAAAACGUACCUUCUCUGGACACAUUACGGUAAUGAGAAUUGGGUGGUGAGGGGGGGGUGCUUAAUUGCCUUGAAAAUUAUGUAACAAAACAAAAAAAUGCAUCAUUUUCUUUAUGAUAUGAUUUGCACUUAUUCGUGAGAUUCACCCGGCGAUGUCUGAACUAUACCAUGAUGUGUUAGAGUAAAGGUCAUGCAGGCAGGCCAUGUGUGAAUAUAGUUUAACAUUACAUUAUGAAUGUUUACUCCCUUUAAGAUUGAUUCUCUAUAAUUCUUCUUUAGCUCUCUAAACUUCAUAUGCUAUCGCUACUUUUACAUUUUUAUUAGUAAAAUUUAAAAAAAAAUUAAAAAACAUGUCAUGCGAGUUUCUCUUGUUACUCCUUGUUCAAAGUCAUUUCUGCGCCACUUCUUUAUAGUAAUAUUGAAUAUAUGUUCAAUACAAGUUGAGCUCACUCGACUGCAUGUGUGGCAUAAACACAAAUGAUUUUGAAUCGUCCCUUUUUUAUUUUUUUAAAAGAUUAAUAAAUAAAGCAAACAUAUAGGUUACAUCGAAGCACUUACAAUGGAAGUGAAUGGGCCCAAUUUGUUCAGUAAAUGUUCAAAUACUCACUGUUUCAAAAGUAUAGACGGAAGAUGUACUUACUAACCUUUUCUGUGUAAAGUCCGAAUUUUACAACUUUUUUGCCAUUAUGACAUAAUGCUGUAAACCCUAAAACAGCUGUGAAUGCAAUGAUAUAAUCAACUUUACAGCUCAAGUAAUACAGAAUAAUUAAUGCAAGUGCUUUUAUAAAUUAUAAGCUUCACAUUUCUGUAAGUGUCUCAAUGAAACCUUGAUUGUUUUAAAGAAGAAUGGCGGAUAAAUCGAAGAUAUUUUUGUGGUAAUCAACAUUAUGCCACAAAUGCUGUCGAUUGAGCUUCACUUGUAUUGAACCCGGAAUAUUCCUCUCCCCCAGCAUCAAGUCUCACUUUUGCCAAACAAACUCAGAUACACUUCAGUGACAUCAAGCAUAUAGUAUUUUAUUCAUAAGACCAGAUCCAUGACAAGGCAGUGAGAUUUUCUUUUUUUUUUUCUUUUUUAUAUAAUUUUUUUUUAUUUUUUUUUUUUUUUAACAAGUUGUCAUUUUUAAAGAUACAUAGUUUGUCAUACUGAAGCUGUUUCCGUUAUACAGUGAAGGACUGAAUGAUGUAUGUUGUAGUCCAGAACUUUGUAUUUCAGCUACCCAAGCUAAAGUUGUCAAUAAUACUAGAUGCUCUGCCGGAAUGUGGGGGUUUCAGCCAAUUUGUCACUAGAAAUUGCUGAAGUGAAGGCUAAAACAUUUCAGAUAUCUCUUUAUUUUAUGAACACGCAAUAAUGACAUGUAACAGUCAUAACGGAGUAUUUGGCGCUUUGGAUACAAAUACAAUUGCUGGUUAGACCCGUUAAAUGCAAUGGUGUAAAUGCAAAUAAUGUAGUAUUUAUUUUAUUUGGGUGGGGGGGGGGGUCUAUGUGUAUCUUUGUGAGUCUGCAUGUGAAUGACAAUAAAUGGUCCCACUUUAUAUUACAUAGGUGUCUUUACCUACUAUGUACAUUAACAUACACACAAUACAAUGUAUAUAUUAUGUAAAGUAACUACAUGUUGUUUUGUGAAAAUGUUGAGGUUCGGGUAAGAUUAAAAGUGUAACUACACAUGUAACUAAAUGCCGGUACUUUACAUGUAAUUACAAUGCAACAACACAUAUGUGCAUAAUAAGUACAUUGUACCAAAUGCUUAAGUACAUAGUAGUUAAAGACACUUAAUAUAAAGAGUGUCCCAAUAGAUUACACAUUUGAUUGACACGGUGGAUCUGUUAUGUUAUUCCGCACAUGGUGACAACACAUCCGACAACAGAUGUAUACAAAUGUAAAGCAGAUAACGCAAAUAUACAAAUACUAAUAUCUCUUUUACCCCAUCACAGUUGGCUUUUGGUUGUGAGAUUUUUAUCAUCAACAUUAUUGGUAUCAUUAUUAAUCAUUCUUUUAAAUUUACAAAUCUCAAUAACAUACUCAACAUAAAGGACACAGUAUGGCAAUCCUGACUCUAGAAUAUAUACAGUGAUCUAACCGAAAAGAACUCUCAUUUCAAAUGGGCAACUUCUGCCUUCCGAGAGAGUGUCACUGUCACAAAUGGAAGGGGUAACUAUGGAAACAGAUUGCAGGCUAUGCAGGGAGCGUUGGGCUAUUGGGCUAAUAUCAUACUAUUUCUGCACUGUGCAGAGUAUGCAAAUUAUCUACACAUAUGAAAUACUCGGAUGACAUCCUACUUUUGCCCAAAUGUGCAGAAUACAACAUUUGUACACGGCACUAUAUUCCACAAUGCAUGAUCUUUCAUUUCCAGUGUGGAAAUUGUUGUUUCAGUAUGGCCCUUACAAUGGAAGUGAAUGGGGCCAGUCUAUAAACGUUAUAAACGAGUAUACAUUUUUAUUGUUAAUCAACAUUAUGCUACAAAUGCUUUCGAUUGAGCUUCAUUUAUACUGAAUCCUGAACAUAUACAGUAUACAUAUACAGCGCAUACUUAGCAGUAUGCUAACACUUGUUUUCCGAACAUACAGUAGCCUUGGCCCUUGUGUCGUCCUCCACAUGUGCAUUUAAAUGUGCUGUAAGCAAUUUUAGCCGUUCCGCAAGCUGUCAAGCUGAGCAGUUGAAUAAGCCACACCCCUUUUUUCCAAAUCCCGCACUCCAAAGCUAGCAAAUUAGCCUUACUGAGACCAACGAGCAGAAACGGUUGUCAAAAACAACAGCAGCACAACAGCGCCCUCAACUGACAACUGUUAUGAACAACAUGGCAUAAAAAUGGCAUUAUGCCUCAAUAAUUCGCUGCAACUGCAACGCUAUGAGUAUGCGCAAAAUGAUUGACGGGUCAAAAGUGCCAUUGUCCUGUUUGACGUUUACAGAGUCUAGAGCUGUCACAGAGACCGGUGAGAUGUCUCAAGACACUUAUUUUAUUAAUAUCUUUCAGGGAAACAUUUUUACAUACAUAUCCAUGAAAAAAAUCACUUACAGCAUCUUUAAAUAGGACUUUUAUUAUGUCUAGUGACCAGCAAUGAUGAAGCUCUCCAUUCUAGAAUGAACUACCAGACAUGGAUGUAAAUCUAAAUAUUAGAUGCCAGCAUAAAAGUGUAGCUGUUAUCAUUAUUUAGACCUUUCCAUGUCUACCGAGAGGGCUACACAUUCUAUGACGCCAUCAUCUGAUUCAAAUAAUACAUAAUAAAUGUAGCUUAUUUAUUAACUGUCUUCAUGUUCAUCAUCAUGUUCUUUAUUGUGAGCAUUUCCCUUCUGUGGCACAGCCCCUGAUUGCAGUUUGUAUGAGAUAAAUAUUUGUUGUAAGUAAUUGGUAUAUGUAGCCAGCAGGGGGAUCUGCAGUGUACAGAGUGAGAAGAGCCGGUCAAGGUCAGGACAAGGGCUGCGAUCAGGGAGCAGAAAAAUCUACCAGCAGGCUUCUCUGCAUGACUUAGAGUAACAGAGCUGUUUUGCAAUUUGCAAAAACGUAUAAUAUACAUAUGCGUGUACUCACAUGACUACUGCGGCAUCUACAGUACUUACUACAUAUAUGGGAUUCAGUGACUCAUUGCUGUUCUAUUAGAAAUGAACCGCCAAUUGCACCAAGGUUUUUCAUUCUGUGUCAGUGUAAUAUGAUGUAAUGUUUGUCCAGUUAACUUUCCAGGUCAAACUGAUUCACUAAAUAUUUCUGAUCUUCUGCAUUUGAGCUGGUAUUUUAGGUUAGGGUCUUUUUGCUCAAUGUCAACAAACAUUGCACAUCACUGAAACAUCUACCGGUCAUUUAAAGUAUGAGUGAAGGGCUAUAUUAGACUUAACCUGAAAGUUUUACAAAACAACAGAAACGAUAACAGAACUAAAGUUGCCAACAAAACUGCUUUUGCAGUAGCUUUUGCAAACUGGCUGAAUAACACAAAGCCUGUCCAGAACAUAUUUCACCCCAAAAUCACAAGAUAAAAUAAAAAUAAACUUGCAAAUGAAGUCUGUACAGACAAUUUUGAUGUCAAAUAAAGGAAUUUCCCGGGUUAACAAAAGUUAAGCUGACAUAAUGGUCAUUAGUACCACAGAAAAUGAUUUCGACUCAUGCCACAAUUAUUUAAAAACAAGCAAAACAUUUGGGUUACAUCGAGGCACUUACAGUGGAAGUGAAUGGGUCCAAUCUGUAAACAUUAAAAUACUAUUUCAAAAGUAUAGACAUGAGACAUGAACAUUAUAAAUGCUAACAUUAUUAUAUUUUGAUCAAAUCUCUGUUGUGCACAAUUUAAGUUGAAUAAAUUACUUAAAGGGUUUACCAGUUAAAUCUCCAUGGCACAAAAGUUGGAUAUAACAUUACUAAAAUCAUGUUAACACACAUAUUGUUUGUCUUGUGGCUAUACAUUUGAAACUGUGUGCACUUUAUCAUUUAGGGAUCGGCCCCAUCCAGUUCUAUUGCAAGUGCCUCGCAAUAACAGGGAUGGAUUGUGACUUGCAAAGGCCCCGGGGCCAAUUAUCUCCAAGGGGCCCCCCUCCAAAAAACCAAAGCGUGACUGGGGGGGGGUGUGUUGGUCGGUUUCAUUUUCAUGGCCAAAAGUUGUUGGGGGGGGG